CUUGUCUGUAUCUGCCAUUAAAUCUCACCGAGACGCAUGUCUGCAUCAGGGGUUCCAUUCAAGCACCUAAAUGCCUGCAACAAAUGUGCGGCGCGCAAGGUUAAAUGUGACAAAAAGGAGCCAUGCGGUGCCUGCCACCGUGCUGGCGCCGAGUGCAUCUAUCCAACCAUUGUGCAUCGACCCCGCAAACGUAAGUUCCAGUCCUCGCUAGAUGUUCUAAUGGAAAAGUUGGGAGAAUAUGAAGAUCUUCUUCGCCGCAAUAAUAUUCCGUUUACUCCUCUUCCAGCCAAUGAUGUCGAAGCCGUGACAUCCAAUAUCGAAGCGUCCGCCUCAGCAGGUAGUAGAUCGUCGCCGUUGGGCCAUGUUGGGCCUUUGAAUGCGCAGGAUACUGAUCGUCAAUCACUGUCUGACGUUCAGGGCCCUGCUUCUAAUGACGCCAUUACUAUCGGUGGGCUAGUCGUGAAUGAUGAUGGCAGUAAGAAUUAUGAGUAUUCGAUGCUCGCGACCUUGAGCAAAGAGUUUACACCCAAUACGCCACAAGCCGAAUCCACUAGUACUUCCUCAGUCCGGUCGCUGAUCUGCCGAAUGCUUCUUUCCCCUAUCGGGCCCAGUCAGUCCUCUUCUUUGGUCAUCCCAGCAUCCCAUGAGGAGGAAUUAUGGUCUAUCUUUCUUCGGGAUGUCGACCCUUUAACCAAAGUCAUCCACUGGCCGGUUGUAGAUCAGUUAAGGAAGCGGAAAAUAUCCGCAAAACCCACCCCAACCUGCUUCGACGCUCUGUUGGCCUCAAUCUAUGCAUGCGCAAUAGUUCCUUUGGGGGAAGUUGAGUGCCAGACGAGGUUUGGUCAUGGUCGCGCAGUCCUAAUAGAACAUUAUUAUGCGGCCACGAGAAAAGCCUUGUUUGAAUUGGACUUUCUCCACUCGUUAGACCUUAUGCUAGUCCAGGCUUUGGCGCUAUUAUUGACGUCCAUUCACCACCUGUCCGAGCCUUCGCUUUGCUGGUCCAUACUCGGCCUGGUCAUUCGCAAAGCCCAGACCAUCGGUCUCCAUCGUGACGGCACCUCAUUAGGUCUUUCUCUAUACGAGUGUGAAAUCCGUCGACGCGUCUGGUGGUAUCUGGUUACUCUUGAUAUGCGCGUAUCUGAACUGUCUGGGGCUGCUAACUCAAUUAUCUCGCAACCCUGGGACACUAAUUUCCCCACGAAUAUCAACGAUCAAGAUCUCCAUCCCGAUAUCGAUUUUUUGACACCAGCCACGGACGGUCUGACCGACAUGAGUUUCUGUUUGUUCCAGUACGAGGCGGUUCGUCUUGUCCGGUCAGCCUAUCUCGCUGCAUCGCCCGAGGUCAUGCUGCGAAACAGUCCUCGCAUGCUGCUCUCCAUUGAGCAAAUCAAUGUUUUCCGCAGGACAGUAGAAGACAGAUUCCUUCGCUUCUGUGACCCUGUAAUACCUGUACAUUUCAUGCUCAACUCUUUUGCGCGCUUAACCCUGUCCAAGAUGCAGGCUUUCGUGCAAGAGAUUCGGCCCAAGGAGCGGAAACCGCAGCAAUCAUCGCGGUCGGACUCGGGGUCCAAGUUGAAUUACGGCUUGCGAAUGCUGGAAUAUGACCAGUUAUUGCACUCAAACCCAUCCGUGCAUGGGUUCCGCUGGUUCAUCUAUGCCCAGUUUCCAUGGGGUGCUCUCAUCUGGUUGCUCCAGUCGAUGCUAACCAAGGAUUGGGGCGCGAGGGAAGAUAACACGUGGCACCACAUCGAGACACUAUAUCAGCGCUAUCCAGAGCUAUAUGACGAGGAUCGAGGACUACAUCGUUUGGUGAAUACCCUUGUCCUUCGAGUUUGGUGGCUUCGGCAGGCUCUCCGGAAAGGGCCCGCCUUACCAAGCGAAGUGGAACCAACCCCCCAUUUCAUCACCGAACUACUGUCGAAGCCUUAUAUCCGGAACGACCAAGUCGCGCCUGUGGAGUCCCGUGAAAUAAUUUCCAACGAGGGCACUUAUGGUGCGGCUCCUAUCACGAGCGAGGCUACAAUCAUGGAGCAGCUCGAUAACUGGGAUCAAUUAUUGUUUAUGCCCACUGCUUCACCGGAAUCGAACUUUGACUUCAGUGCCUGGCUUACUUGAAAACGCAGACUCAAUGUCCAAAUGGUAAAUACUCUAAGUGGAAAAACUUCUGUUCUAAAUUAUCUUCUUUCUCGCAAUGGCAAGACAACAUGUCAUCCCUAGACCGGCCUGUUUUGACCCGAACUUACUUCCUCGUCUUCGCAAUACGUCUUAAGUAAACUCCUC
This is a messenger RNA of Aspergillus welwitschiae, 2280 nucleotides long. RefSeq names its product Zn(II)2Cys6 transcription factor. The record is from RefSeq and is a predicted model, not a curated record. Gene Ontology annotation, molecular function: DNA binding; DNA-binding transcription factor activity, RNA polymerase II-specific; zinc ion binding. Bases 37 to 2115 code for a protein of 692 amino acids. Lineage: Eukaryota; Fungi; Ascomycota; Eurotiomycetes; Eurotiales; Aspergillaceae. The transcript is spliced from 3 exons. Gene Ontology annotation, biological process: DNA-templated transcription; regulation of DNA-templated transcription.